Molecule: messenger RNA, 1332 nt
Organism: Vespa mandarinia (Asian giant hornet)
Lineage: Eukaryota; Metazoa; Arthropoda; Insecta; Hymenoptera; Vespidae
Source: RefSeq, a predicted model, not a curated record
AAGAUAUAAAUCUUAUGUUCGUAUCAGUGCACAUUAAAGUCGACAAUGUGCGACAAAUAUUUCUUUUCGACAACAUGUUUUUCUAACCAAAAUUUUUAUCCGAAAAAUAUAUAUCUUAAUAAACAUAUGUCAAAUAAUAAUAUUUUAUAAAGGGACUCGAAUAAAGUAUUUAAUAUUGUUGUAAAGUGACGUCAAUGAACGUUAGAUAAAAUAUUAUUUUAUCUAUGAUAGGAACAAUAGUACAGAUUAUUUUCUUGUAUGAUAACAUUAUUCAUUAGUAUUCGCUAGGUAAAAUAUAUCAUGGAUGAAAUUGAAUGUCAAUAUAACUUGGGAAACUAUAUUUACACUAUUAGAGACACAAAGGACGUUCACGCAAGAUUGAAAAGUGAUCCUGUUUUUGUUGCAGAGUAUAUUAAAUUAAAUGGUGCUAAUUUGGAAUAUCAAGUAAGAAGUAUAAAUGCAAUAGCAGAUACCUCGUUUGUCUGGACAAGGAGUAAAACAUUGUUACUCAUUGAAGCUUACGAUGCUAGGAAAGAAAAAUUUAGAGAUUCUACGAUAAAAAAGAAAACUCUUUGGAAAGAAAUUGCUUUAGAAUUUGAGAAGAAAAAUUAUUACGUGUCAGCUGAAAAUUUAGAUAAAAAGUUUAGAAAUUUAAAAAGAACGUACAUAAAAAUCCGUGAUAAUAUUAGGAAAUCGUCUAUGGGGAAAGAUAGAAUUACAUGGGAGUAUUAUGAUUAUUUACAAAAAAUUUAUGAAAAGGAUUAUACUAUAGAUAUUCCUAAUAUGAUAAAUACGAAUUUAGUUAAAAGCGAAGAUAACGAAAAGAUAUCUCAAAAUUUUGUUCAUAGUGAGAGUUCAUUGUCUGGAAAGUCUGUAGCAGAUGAUGAAUUUAUUGAAGUAUUAUCCGAUCAACUUGAUCAAUCAGACCAUUACGAUGGUAAUACGCAAAUAGUAUGUGAUACAAAACCAAAUACUAUACGUGAAAGAAUAAAAUUAAGGACACAAAGAAAGAGACAAAUGAAAACACUUAGAGAAGAACAUCUUAGUUUAGAAAAAGAAAAGGUUAAAGAGCUUAGACGUUUGAGAGAGGCAAUAGAAAAUAACAAUGAAAUACAAAGAGAACGUAAUCAACUUUUUUCAGCUCUCAUAAUGAAUAUAACAUGUGAAACGUUGAAUGAAUUUAAAUUUGGAUCUUUUUGUGAAAAGGUAUAAAUAUUAUUAAUUCAUAUAUUGCAAAGACAGGGUAUUAAAUGUGAGUAAAGAUAAAGUUAUUAUAAAAAUAAAUCCUUCUCAGAAGAUAUUCAUUAUUCACAUGUUUAAACUCGAUCAAAA